This is a messenger RNA of Pocillopora damicornis (cauliflower coral), 2902 nucleotides long. RefSeq lists its product as uncharacterized. The record is from RefSeq and is a predicted model, not a curated record. NCBI's taxonomy places the organism in Eukaryota, Metazoa, Cnidaria, Anthozoa, Scleractinia, Pocilloporidae.
CCACGAACAAGAAAAAACCUAAUGUUUUCUUCAUUAGAGCUGACAAAGGUUAAUUCAGUAUUCAAGAAAGAUCUGAUUUUAAAUUCUCUUUCAAUUUACAACGUGGCUCGCCAAAUUGGGCGGUUGCACCGGGAGUUGACCCAGAUAUGAAAUGAAGAAUAAAAAUACGAUCUGCCCAUCUGAAAUCGUUUAAAAAUUUAACUGUAAUUCGUCUUCAAGACGAGCGCAGAUCUAAUAACAAUGUUUACAGUUCUUAUAUCGUCAUAGUAAUUUAGGAAACAAGAAAAAUAUUUUUCAUCGAGCCAUUUCCCUAUGCAAACAUUUCUGUUUUAUUUCCGUUAAUAUUUGUACGAACAUUACUUCGCAGCAAGAACUGCUCGCAAACUGGCCUAAGAAAAAUCUUUUCGAAAUUUAUAGAACUAUACUCACCGACGAGUUAUAAAAAUUUAAUAAGGAAAAAACUCGUUUUACUAUCGAUACAAACUUCAUCAAUUUUAAAUGCGUAAUUUAUCGUGAAAUCUAUCGGCCAGCCAAACAGAUUUUCCCCUAUGCUAAUGUUGUGGUGUUUUCGGUCUUCUAUACGCCUUACACGCAUAAAUAGCGAAGCAUUUCUCCAAUUGUUUCACUGGCAUGUUUUUAUUCAUCCGCAGAAAACAAUGGCUUGAAAUUUCCCGAGGUUCAGUGUAGCCCCCGGAGCAGGUGCAACCGUAGAAUCACGCCGAUGCUUUCUUCAGCAUGACAAUACAAUCUUAGCUCGUUAGGAUAAACUCCGUUGAAGGAGAAAGCUGCUUUGUAUGAAGAAAGUGGUUAACUCAGUGAUAGCAUUCUUGAAAAAGAAAAAAGAAGAUUUUUCGCUGUUACGGGACUCAGCGCCUGUCGAUGCUGGUGUAAGUCUUGAUCGGGUCGAAGCUGAAAAGGAAGAUGAGUUUGCAGUUAUUAGGUUAUGCAGACGAUGUGUUAUGGUUUACGAAUAUAAAACAUGCAACAAAUGGAUGCUGCAACGUAUAUCACGACAGUGCGACAUCGGUUUCGAUGAGGACACAGCGGAACUUGUUCCACCAGUGGAAAACACUGACCAAUCUUUCGACCCUUUUCACGAAAAUUCUUUUCGAAGCUUUACUCAUGUAAACCGCAACCGAAUUUCAAUGGCGCUAACCUUGAUUUCUGACCACGUUAUGCAACGCACAAGCAACAGCGACAGAUUAAAAUUUGGACCUCAUUAUCCGGUCUUCAUUUGGUUACGAAACUGCGAAAGAUCGAAUGCCUUUCGAAAUAUCUACCAAGACGAAGAUAAUAUAUUGAUAAAAGUGCGGUUAGAUAUGCUAUCGUUGGCUAGUUUUCCACGUCCAGUUUCGGAGAUUUUCGAGGGAACAACUUUGGAAGUUUGGGUUCUAGCCCAAAAAUUUUCUAAGCCGAUAAUUACACUGGAAAUUGAUGAAGAGUUAAUCAUUGGGUACAUAGCUGAUCUUUUCCACGUUGCUUUUUUCAAUAUUCCAUUCUCCGUCAAAGAAAGGCAAGCUAAGAUUGAAGGAAUUUUCCGAGCUAUUGACGAGAUUCUCGACAUCAGCGCUCAUAUUAUGAUGGCCAGCGGUGAAUCUUCGGAGAAUGCAAUAACUGUCAAGGAAGUCAUCACUGAGACAGCCAUCGUAGUAACGUCAACAGCCGCCGAAAGCACGGCUACCGUUGGCAUAGAAACGGCUGCGAUGGCCCUGGGGCAAGCUGCGGCAGGUAUAGCAAUAUCAGUUUUGGUCGACAUCGCUCUAACCGCCGGAAGUGUGACGCGUUCGAAAAUGCAGCGUGAUAAAGGCUUGAUAACAAACUCGCAGUUUAAGUCUACUGUAAGACGAAAGUUGUGUGACUCGGGUUGCCAGUUUAUCGGAGGAACUACUGGAACCAUUGUAGGGCAAGUACUCAUUCCGGUGCCCGUAGUAGGGGCCAUGGUUGGCGGUUUCUUUGGGAGUUUAAUUGGAGUUGGAGUCAGUAAAGGAAUCAUAAAGACCUCAGAACUCAUUGCCAAGGCUCAUAAUGCCAGGGCUAAAGCUAUUACCGAUUAACAUAGCAGUUUUGAAUUGACAACCAAAGUAAUCCCAGCGACCAAUCAGAACAAAGAUUUAAAUUGGAAUUAGCCAAUGAGAAAUCAAAGUGAAAACGAGCAAAUUGUUUGAAACGCGGGAAAACGCAAAUGACUAAAUCGCGAUUGUUUUUAGUUAUACAUCUGAUUGGUUAAAGGGAUGGUCGAGUUUUCAGGAUCAGUCACAGAGAAAGGUUAAGUGAAACCAAAGCAAACCUAGAUUACUUUGGACACUCAAUUGCAAAUUGCUGAAGUAUGAACGCUAACGGGUCGCGCCUGAGGAAAUACGUUUGCUUUUACACUGACAACAGUCCUGGUCAAACGGACUGCUUUUGAACUGUGCUCGGGUAUUGGUUAUCGACAAGCUAGUGUAAACAAGGCUUAUCUUGUUCGCUUUCAGGGGUUUGACAGGGGGUAAAUAUUGAAUAAGUUAUAAUUUUGCUAAAAUAAAACGCUCUAAAUAAACACAAAACAAAUAAGAAAGCUGUGUAACUAGAAGUAAUAAAAAAUGUAAGCACGUUAAAGUAUUCUUCAGUUUUAUUUACAGAAAAAUUCUGCCUAGGGGCAAAGAAGAGCUAAAAAAGGCAUAAGAGUGGCCACGUCUUGGUGAACGCAGUGCGACAGUUUUGGGUUCAAUGAUAACCAUGUGCACAAAGAGAUACUUAAAUAAAAAGGGACAAAGUUUUGCCUGUGCAUGCUACAUUAUCAUAUCCUGUACUGAAAUCUUGUAGCGCACCAUGAACAAAGCACAUGAACAAAGUGACGGGGGCUCACGCUCAAACCCUUAGCUUUAGAAACUCUUUACGAAGGCCAAGCUACUUUAUAAACUAA